This is a messenger RNA of Callithrix jacchus (white-tufted-ear marmoset), 1195 nucleotides long. RefSeq names its product POM121-like protein 2. The record is from RefSeq and is a predicted model, not a curated record. NCBI's taxonomy places the organism in Eukaryota, Metazoa, Chordata, Mammalia, Primates, Cebidae.
AUGGCCCAAGCAAACCUUUGGUUUUACAGCUACAGGGGACCAAACAGGACCCUGAGUUCUGAGGUGCCCACCUGGCUCAUGCUAGACCCUAUGGCCAGCAGGUGCCAGCACGUGAUGCUUUGUGCGCUUUCUGGCAUCCCGAGACCAACGGUCACGGUCACCAAGUUCUGCACACUUGGCACCGGCUGCAGACUUCGGAAAUUUGUGGAAGCCGAAUUUCUAAGGAAAGGUCCCGACCGCUACACUGCUGUCAUGGGCAGCUGUCUGAGCCGGUUCCUGGGCUGGCCCCGGGCCAGGCUGCCGCCCCGAGCCCAGAAGCCCCGGGCCCUGCGCUCCAGACCCUUCCGACGCUCCCAGGUCCAGGACUGCUACAAAGUCGUCUAUGUCCACAGGCCGCGCUGGGUCCGCACCCGGCCCCUCCCCAAGGCUCCUCCAGGCUGGGACAAUGCCCGCAUCUGGAGGUACUUUUCCAAGAGACCAUCGCUCCAGAGCUUCAUUGUGCCGGGCUCUUCCGAUAUCGGCCAGGCCUACGUUAAGUGGCGGCUUUGGCACGCCCGGCACCCGCCGUCUGUCCCCAGCCUGGUGACCGUGAAAAUCGCCCCGCCAGAGCACAGAGGGGAGCCUCGACAAGCCUCACCUGCCCCGGAGCGCCCAGAUCCCUGUGCCAGGGAGACCAUGCUCAAGGCCCUCAGCCAGUGCAACAAUGGAAAAAGGAAAUUCACCGAGCCACUCUGGUUUGAGGCCCCGGACGCCAAGCGGAGGAAGCAGAACCCGGCACCCAGGCCUUCUGCCUUCAAGCCCGUCAGGAGAUGUAGAGAGGCAAGCCCGUCAGGAGACAGCCCCAUCUUUGUGCCCAGGCCUGGGCCGCUAAGACGCCUCCGCUCUCCCGCAGCAGUGUCUUCGGGGAGAUUCGGCCUUCCCUCAGUCCGCCGCCCGCCCUACUGCAGGAAGUACGCUGUCCAGAGCCCAGUCGCAGAGGCCACCGUGGGAGCUCUAGGAGCAGGAGCCACUCAGCCCACCGGGGCACUUCCCACCGCUUCAGCUGACCACUCUGCCAGCCCCAGCCCCGCCUCUCCUUAGCCUGCGGAGUCCCCACUGAAGAGACCUUGUUGCUCUCAAAACCCUUCCCUUUCCCCUGCCCACCCACUUCUGCCUUCUCCCUGGAACAGGAGGCAGCCAUAUCCUCUAUUUUCCC